This is a messenger RNA of Ophidiomyces ophidiicola, 1266 nucleotides long. RefSeq names its product Cysteine protease atg4 (gene ATG4). Lineage: Eukaryota; Fungi; Ascomycota; Eurotiomycetes; Onygenales; Onygenaceae. The transcript has 4 exons. The record is from RefSeq and is a predicted model, not a curated record. Bases 1 to 1266 code for a protein of 421 amino acids. Gene Ontology annotation, molecular function: protein-phosphatidylethanolamide deconjugating activity.
AUGAGCAAUGUCGAUAUCGGCCAAAGAUAUAAAAAAAUUUUUCAAUACAUUUGGGACCCCGAACCGAAGAACGACCUCAACCCAGAUGAGUCUAUCUGGUGUAUGGGAAUUGAAUACCGGGCCUCAACCUCUCAUAACCCUAGGGUUAUUGAGAGAUCAGAGAUCCAGAAGGAAAUUACACCUCCAUCCACUAUUGACCAUCACUUUUUGAUAAGCUCACAGCCUUUGGGCAAAACAGAAUCUUCCCCGCCACACACGCCUGAGUGUCGAGAUUGGCCUUCUUCAUUUCUUGAUGAUUUUGAAUCAAAAACAUGGUCCACAUAUCGUUCGAAUUUUCCAGUGAUAUCUAAAUCCGCGGAUCCGGUUGCUCAUUCUUCUCUUAAACUUCACACGCGGCUUCGAACCCAGUUCUUGGAUACACAUGGUUUUACAAGUGAUACCGGAUGGGGUUGUAUGAUUAGAUCGGGGCAGAGUCUCUUAGCAAAUGCUCUAUGCGCCCUGAAUCUCGGUAGAGAUUGGAGACGAGGCUCCAAGACGGAAGAGGAAAGUGCGUUGUUAUCGUUGUUUAUUGAUGAUCCACAUGCUCCCUUUUCUAUACAUCGAUUUGUUGGGCAUGGAGCAUCUGCUUGCGGAAAACAACCAGGAGAAUGGUUUGGACCCUCUACCACGGCAUACUGCAUCGCGGCGCUAUCCAGUGAAUAUAAACAGGCUGGAUUAAACGUUUACUUAAGCAUCGACGGUCCUGACGUGUAUGAAGAUCGCUUCCGUCAAAUAGCCGGACCAGGCAUCACUCGGCCAACUCUUAUUUUGCUGGCGAUUCGCCUGGGCAUAGAUAAGGUUACCCGCGUGUAUUGGGAAGCGCUUACCGCGGUUAUGAGAUAUCCUCAGUCAGUUGGCAUUGCCGGUGGCCGCCCGUCGUCCUCGUUUUAUUUUGUAGGGGUUCAAGGCUUUCACUUUUUCUACCUUGAUCCCCAUCUUACACAGUCCGCGGUUUCAUGGAACCCAGGGUCUAUCCUUUCAUCUGAUGAUGUUAAUUCCUAUCACACUAGACGGCUUCGAAGAUUGCACAUUAAAGAAAUGGAUCCGAGUAUGUUGAUUGGAUUCCUCAUCCGGAAUGACCAAGAUUGGCAAGAUUGGAAACAACGUGUGCGCUCUGUACCUGAAAAAAAAAUCAUUCAUGUAGUCGACGGCGAACCGCCAGAUUUUAGCCAGUGCAUCGAAAGAGAAGCGCUGAGCGAGGUUGAGGUCCUAGAUGGGGACAACUAA